UUUUUAAACAUCCUUGAAUGAGUCGGUAUCCAAUCUUUUGACUGGUAAUAUACAUGUAGGUAAGGGUAAAGUGACUGUCCAUAGAUAAUAAACAGAGCGUAGCAGUGUGUGUGUGUGUGUGUGUGUGUGUGUGUGUGUGUGUGUGUGUGUGUGUGUGUGAGUGCUAGAGUCCAGUGAGUGUACAUCGAGCCUGUGCAAUGAUAGUGCUAAAAAUGAUAAUACUUGUCGUUAAUUAAUUGUUGUCAUUAACUAAGUCCUCAACUGAUAUCAUCCUUUUGCCACUGACUUUGUCAUGGAACAAAGUUAUCUGGCCCAAAUAUGGACCACACAAUGGUCUUGAAAUUCCCAAAAUAAGACAAUAACUUUUCCAUAUAAGUCAGCAAUAACUAUGUGCACUACUUUUCAUGCUGUGUGGUUACUUAGUGCUUACUAAGCACAGGAUGAAAAUCAAUUGCAGCAUCGCAGGAAGUGAACCAAGUGACGAAUUCACACGGUCACUAGGCCACUACAGUAUAAAACUAACAGCAUCACCUCAGACAACCAGACCAGGACCACAACACAGCAACAAAACAACCAGACCACAGUGCAACACAGCAGCAUCAUGAUAUCUACUUUAAGCUUCCAGUCUUUGACGGUAAGUGAUGACUUUAGUUUCUUCAAGAUAUUACUGGAUUUUGCCACUGGUGUCUGUAUCAGCUGGGGAAGACAUUACAAUGUGUGCUGUUUGAAAAGUAAGAGUCCCAAUGAAACCUGGGGUAAAGAUCCAUUUCAGAGGUGGUACCAGGCUACUAACAGUCCCUCGGUUCCUCAGGUGUUGUGUAUGAAGGGGGUGUUGGUGAUGAUGAUGGGGGCAGAGGCGGCCCCCCGUGCCCAUCCAGAGAAGACAGAGAGCCACACACGGACCACACUGCAGACACACAAGAAGCCUGCAGAGUCGUCAGGUCCCGACACAGUAAUUCUUCCCCUGCACCUAGACCCAAAUGACUUGGUUCCUUUCCAUUCCAACAGACCUAUUUGCAACCAUUCAAUCUCCCCAUGGACUUACAACACUACCUAUGAUGAUAGACGCUUUCCCCCCAUCAUCUCGGAGGUCAGGUGCUCUCUGAAGGGAUGUCUGAACAUCAAGGGUAAGGAGGACAGGAACCUGAAGUCCAAACCCAUCUUCUACCAGAUCCUGGUCCUGAGGAAGGUGAUGGGAAGUGGGAAGAAAUGCCACUACCGGCUGGAGUCAAAGGUCAUCUCGGUGGGCUGCACCUGUGUCAGGCCUACCAUCGAACAGUAAUGAUAUUAGAGUGACGAUGUCCAGCCUGGUGGCACAGCUGGUUGGGCCAUGGUGCUGGCAAUAUCAAUGUUGAAGGCUCAAUCCCUACA
Oncorhynchus keta (chum salmon) is the source of this 1371-nucleotide messenger RNA. RefSeq names its product interleukin-17F-like. The transcript has 2 exons. Gene Ontology annotation, biological process: inflammatory response. Gene Ontology annotation, cellular component: extracellular region. Lineage: Eukaryota; Metazoa; Chordata; Actinopteri; Salmoniformes; Salmonidae. Gene Ontology annotation, molecular function: cytokine activity. The coding region runs from base 602 to 1282 and encodes 226 amino acids. The record is from RefSeq and is a predicted model, not a curated record.